CACCAUGAACAGCACCCCGAGGGAUGCCCAGGCCCCCAGCUACCGUGAGUGCCUCCUGCCUUCCGUGGCCCGGGCCCCCUCUGUCACCCAGGUCACUCCAGCCAAGAAAAUAACUUUCCUCAAGCAAGGGGAUCCCCAGUUUUCUGGGGUUCGCCUGGCUGUCCACCAACGCACCUUCAAGAGCUUCGGGGCGCUGAUGGAUGAGCUCUCCCAGCGCGUGCCUCUCUCCUUCGGGGUGCGCUCCGUCACCACGCCCCGAGGUCUGCAUGGCCUCAGUGCCCUGGAGCAGCUAGAGGAUGGUGGUUGCUACCUCUGCUCCGAUAAGAAGCCCCCCAAGACCUCCAGUGGGCCAGGCCGGCCACAAGGGAGAAGCCCCUCUACUCAGCAGUCCCAGGAUGUGGAAGGCCAGGGCAAGGCGCCAGGAACAUCCUCCUCCCGGAAAAAUCCUAAAGCCCCAAAGAGAAUACUGCUGGUGAAGAAUGGGGAUCCUCGAUUCCAGCAGACAGUGGUUCUCAGUCGCAGAAAUACCAGGAGCCUGUCGGCCUUUCUCAGCAAAGCCUCGGACCUUCUGCACUUUCCCGUGAAGCAGGUGUACACAGCCAGUGGGAAAAAGGUGGAUUCCCUGAAGGCUCUACUGCACGGCCCCCCAGUGCUGGUGUGUGCUGGUCCUGAGUCCUUCAGACCUCUGGCAACGGAAGGUGCGAGAAGUGGGACUGAGAUUUUAUCGGGUCAGACUUCAAGGAACAAAAACGGGAGCUGGGGCCCCAAGGCCAAGCAGAGCGUGAUCCACUCAAGGUCCAGGUCGGGCAGCAGGCCGCGGCAGUGUCCCUUGUUGUCGGAGAGGUCUGGUCUCAGCGACCCCCUGGUGCCCCUGCGUCGUGCCUGGAUGGGACCUGCUCCCGACGGGCACCCUCAGGACACGCCUGCCCAGCUCGGCCCGUUCGUGGCUGGCGAUGACGUGGAGAAGAAGGUCCACGUAAAUGAGGAUGGCAGCCUGUCUGUGGAGAUGAAAGUCCGCUUCCACUUACUGGGCAACGACAAGCUUCUGUGGUCCAGGAGGGUUGGGAGAGCCAGCGCCCUUGCAGUGGCCAGACGGGGGAGCCCGGUUCUGGGGGAGGCGGACCCCCUCCGCUGGGUGUGGGAGGGCCACCCCGGGGGCUCCUCAGAGCCUGGGGCACAAGGACUGGGGACCCGAGAAGUAGGAUGCGAGGAAGCCUUUGAACGAGGCCAACGGCAGCCAGCGUCCAGAUGUGAGAUCUGGAUGAACCCCCUGUACGCUGCCCAGGGAGAGGGGACGGCCGCUCGGAGGAGGGCCGGGCCGGCCCCCUAUGCCCACCCCAGGGGCCGCUGGGGCCAAGGGGUUGCUGGCGGGAAAAGCAGCAGCAAGGACAGCGUCCGUCCUGCCUUCGGUGACGGACCCCCCGAAAGCUUGGAGGCAAACUCCUCCUGCUGUUCCAGGUCCCCAGAGGGCAGCGCAGGCAGCUGCGACCUGCAUCCGGCCUCAGGGGUAACCUCCCAGAGACGGCCAGGGCGGGAAGCUGGCCGCACACCCCAGGCCGGUGGAGGCCCAGGCCCAGAGGGAGCAGGGCAGGGCAGCAGCGGCCACUGCUGCCGGAAGCCCAGGACCCGACGCAUGACAGGCACCCUUUCCGACUCCUCAGCGAGGGCCGGGUCUCAUGAGGAGUCCGGUGAGAGGGGUGAGCGGCACCAAGGCCACCCCAGCAAGACGACGGCCGUGACUUCCCCACGGAAAGCUACCCAUGGAGGAGGGCCCUGUUCCUCCACCAUGAAUCUCUCAUCUUUGAAGAACAAGGACUUGUGGGAAGAGGGGGAUGUACAAGGCUCUGGACACCCCCAGGCCAGGGAUGGGUUUGGGAUGCAACUGCCCCUGCCCUCGGACCAUUUUGGCUCUGGGGACGUUGCAGAAGCCUGGUCCCCACCUUCCACCGGCACCUCAGCCACAGGCAGGAGAAGAAAGCAGGAGAGCAGAGUUGGUGCUGUGUCCUCACCCAGCAUUCCUGGCCUUGGCCAAGGGGCCGAGAGAGGCCGCCCCUGGCAGCACCACAGCCGAAGGGAUGCCCACUGCCCACUCAACUCGCCUGUGUCCAGGCAAACACCCGGGCCUCCCAGCACAGGCAGGGUCUGCCCAGCCAACCCAGCGCCACACUUUUCUGGAAGCUCAUCAAGCGCCAAGAACCCAGCAUCCCAGGACCCAGGGGCACCCUCCUCUGCCUCUCAUCCUUCCCAGGAUGCACGAGGGGUGAGCAGCACCCCCCUUACUCCUGUGAGCAAUUUAGACGGUGCUUCCAAUUUCUGCGGCCCCUACUCUCCCUCUGCUGAGAUCGAAGGGAAUCCUGAAUUUGGGGCCCACUCCCUUUCCAGCUUAUCUGACUCUUUCAGCUCCCAAGCCAAUGGCCAGGGUGGAGAUGCAGGAGGCAGCGCCCCCAAGCCCUCCUGGCCCUUGCUUCUGCCAGUUGGACAGCAGGAGGGGGGAAAGGCAGGAGUCCACCAAGAGGUCUGCUGCUCAGAGAUGGGCCCAUCCGGGGUCUGCAGCACGUCCCGUGGUGAGACGCACGCCCCGCCCCAGGGCAGCCAGCAGCCCCUCUCUGAGGCCUGCCUGGUGCGCAGCAGCCACUGCCCUACUCCCCCCGAGGCAUGGCCCUCUGUCAAGAAACACCCCUUGUGCAGCAAUGGGGACCACAGUGUUGACUGCAGGCCAGGGGUCGCCGAGCCGGGAGAGGAGCAGCUAGACGUGCAGCGCCCACGCCCCCCCAGCUCUCAGGCAGGGGGGACUGGGAGAGCGGUCAGAGCAGCAAGAAGGGCCAGCCUGGGUCCCAGGCCCAGGAGAAUGUGCCAGGGGCAGGUUGCUGGUGGAGGGGCCGGUCUGGAGGAGCAAGAGGACGAUGGCAGCGUGACACUGGGUGCUCUGCCCCAAGCCUCGCCAGAAACCGUGGUCCGUGAUUGGCUGAGCAACAUCCCAGAGGGGCCUGAGCCUGUGAAAUAUGAGACGGUAGAUGACAGCGUGGACGUAGCUGGGGAUGGCUUGGAAGGCCCCACGGAGGACCCUGUUGACAAACAUUACCCCCAAAGCCUGGAGGAGCCAACUCAGGCCAGGCAACUGUCCCUGGAAGGGGCCACCAGUGAGAAAGCAGAACCCGAGGGACCCCUCCCAGUGACUGGUGACACUGGUCCCCAGCCGGGAGAGGGUCUUUCUCACAGUGGAGUUUCAGAAGCCCCCACGGAGGCUGGAGCAGUUGGAGGAGCAGCUGGGGACUGUGGUGUGGGCCAGUGCGUGCUUCCCCUCAGGGUCUCUGCCCCCAUACAGAUCAUGAAAGCGCUGAUGGGCUCCAAGCAGGGCCGGCCCAGCAGCCUGCCCGAAGUGUCCGGCCCCGUGGGCAGCAGGCUCAGCCACUCCGCCCAGGCCCUCAUCACAUGCCUCGCCAGGCUCCACUUCUUCGAUCAAGAUCUUGGGUCUCCUGUUGGCAAACUGAGGUUCAUAGACUCUCCUCGGUACCAGGAGCUCCUGAGCACCUUCCAGGCCUUGUGGCCAGGGUGUGGCCUGGGGCCAGGUGAGCUGGACUCAGGCUUCCAGCAGUUCUGUAGGUGCCAGGCCCUGCCAGGCCUCAGGUCCCAGGCUGUGACUGAGGACUUCACACCAACAUCCUCUUCUGGUGUGGAUGUCGGAAGUGGUUCUGGAGGCUCGGGGGAGGGCAGGGGGCCCUAUGCCGUGGACUGCACCCUGGUCUCUGAGAGGAUAGAGCUGCCCUUGAAAAUCCCCCAACAGAGGCCUGAUUGCAGAACCUCAGAGAAGCCAGAGGAACUGGGAAGGCAGCAGCCAAGUGAUUGCAUGGCCUCCUCAAGUCCUCAAGCACAGGCUUGUGCCACCAGGAAGGACGAGGCAGAGGGAAGCAAUGGGGAGCAGACGCUGGGAAGUAACCCGGACCACGUAGUUGAGUGCAUAAUGCAAGAGGAGGCGGUGCAAUUAGAGAAAAUAACAGAAGAAAAAGAAAGAGCAGAACUGCAAGGAGAUGGUGGAUUUCCAGAAGAAGAAAGAACCACGGGACAAGAAUUGUCAGGGGCUGGCUCUCAGGAAGGGGUGGGUCCGGGGGACGAUGAGAGUGUGCAGGAAGAGGAAGCAGGAAGAGACCCUGCCUCCGCCAUGCUGCGCCCUGCAGGGAGGAGAGAGAUUCGGGCGGAGACCCUUGGGAGCCUCGAGAGGGACUCACAUGCCGGUGGGAGUCAAAGUGAUUCCAACACUGAGCCUGGUUUGGAGAAGCUGCCCAGAGCAGCUGGGACAGGCCAUGAGCAAACCCAGGCCAAGUUCACCCAGCGAACUGGAGAGAUGGGCCCUUCUACAGCUCGCAGGGUGUCUCCGGACCCUGAUCCCCUCUGGGUGUCCAGUCUGCUGAGGAAGAUGGAGAAGGCCUUCAUGGCCCACCUGGCCAGCGCCACAGCCGCACUCCGAGCCCGCUGCAGCCUGCCGGACCAUGCCCUGCUGGACCAGAUGGUGGCUGAGCUGCAGCAGGAUGUGGGCCAGCGGCUCCGGGACAGCACCGUGAAGGAGCUCCGGAAGAUCCAGAGCCGGGCAGGGAGGAAGGCACAGGGGCCCCCCAGGGUAGCCCUCAGGUGGGAGAUGUCCCAGCAGACAGAGCAGCGCAGGCAUCGUCUCCGGGGCCUGCGCAACCUCUCGGCCUUCUCCGAGCAGACCUGGGCCCAGGGCACCCCCUCCCUCUCCCUGGAGGACGGGCCAAACAUCAGUGGAGCCCUGGGGACCCUGCUGGAUGGCGAGGCCGAGGGGGAGGAGUUCUGUCCCUGCGAGGCCUGCCUGAGGAAGAAAGUGAUCCUUGUGUCCUCGAAGGACACAGUGGGCAUAGCCAGCCCACCCAUCAAAGAGGCCUUUGACCUACAGCAAAUUCUGCAGAAGAAAAAAGGAGCGUAUGCUAAUGGGGAGACAGCAGGGAUGGCCCCUGAGGAUACAGGGAUGGAGCUGCUUGAGAGGGACCCCUCGGGGACAGGGCCUAUCCAGGGAGCUGACAGAGGCCUGGAGCUGGGCUUAGGUCGGGGCACUGGGGCUGAGGAGGGGGAUGAGGAUGAGAGCAGCCAGAUCCUCGGCAGCGGGGAAGAUCCAGGGGGAGCAGAGGAGGGUGCAGCUGCUCAGAAGAGAGGAGAGAACACAGGCCCCUGUGCAGGCCACCACCUGGAGACAGCAGAGUGGGAGGCACAGGGCAUGGGGAACAGGGAAGGGGACACAGAGGAGGGCUCUGGGGCCAACCGAAGGCUGGAGAGCAACCAAAGUCCCGGUGGACAGAAUGAUGGUGCCGAUACCAUAGAGGCCCCAGAAACGGAAGGAGAGGGACAGCCAGCGUCGAGGGGAGGAAGUCAAGGUGAGAAAGAAGGGAGUCCACAGGCUGGCCUGAGGCAGGGCCAGGUGGGCGAGGCUUCUGGACACAGCAGCCCGGACCAAGAGGGGGGGCCCACACCAGCCCCUGCCCCAGGGGGGGACACGCCUGGCCAAAGGUCAGGCCCGAAAUCAGGUCUCUCCUCGUCCAGAACAUCGUCUCUGGGCAACUGCUCUCAGCUCUCCCUGAAAGGCUCUGAAGAGGAGCCUCCAAAUGGAGACAUGAGGACCUCUGGCUAUGAGCCCAAGGGAGUCCCUGGUUCAGAGAUAAAAGUCACAGGCAUGUAUCCAGAAAGCUCCACAUCUGAGCAAGAAGGGCCCUCCCCGGGCUCAAGGACUCCAGAGCGAGGGACAGGCUCAAGUCUGACCCCAGAGCCCAGAGCAGGCCAAGGCUCUGACUCAGAGGCCGAGAAGGUGGUUAAAUGUCUCUCUGGGACAGAAAGGAAGCUUAGAAACCUCACCAUGGACAGGACCGAUGGCUUUGGCCAAGACGAUUUAGAUUUCUAG
Pteronotus mesoamericanus is the source of this 5905-nucleotide messenger RNA. It is a transcript of the gene RP1L1, whose product is annotated as RP1 like 1. The transcript is spliced from 3 exons. Lineage: Eukaryota; Metazoa; Chordata; Mammalia; Chiroptera; Mormoopidae. Gene Ontology annotation, biological process: axoneme assembly; retina development in camera-type eye; intracellular signal transduction. Gene Ontology annotation, cellular component: axoneme. The coding region runs from base 5 to 5905 and encodes 1966 amino acids. The record is from RefSeq and is a predicted model, not a curated record.